Messenger RNA from Stylophora pistillata, 1617 nucleotides. RefSeq lists its product as uncharacterized. The record is from RefSeq and is a predicted model, not a curated record. NCBI's taxonomy places the organism in Eukaryota, Metazoa, Cnidaria, Anthozoa, Scleractinia, Pocilloporidae.
UCCUCCCCAUAGGAGUGAUAGAUAGGUUGUGAUUCUUAGUGAAACUAAUCAAUUUUGAACAGACUGCAGAUUUCUCUUUUCGAUGGAGCGUGAUGACGACCCAAUAAGAAUUCUGCGGGACGGCGAGGAAAAGGCGAUAUUUUUACCAGGUGGAGACUGUUAUAUUAAUGCGUCAACUUCAGAGUACCUGGACUUUGGAAAAUGGCGUCCAGUCGAUGACAUGAGUGCGUUGAACAAAUUAAGUUUACACAAGGGGUCCACGGACAGUUACAGUUUAAAGGUUGGCGGUUCGAAUUUCUCUACUUUCCUCAACGGCCGUGUUAUAAAACUUGGUUUGACGUGUCUUCCGCCUGUUGGGAAACCAUGUUUGUUGUUUAAGCUUAGAGGAUCCGAAAGGUGUUCAUUUUUUGAGACACAUUCCACACCAACACAAGCAGUGUAUGCCUCUCCAUUCAAGCCACCUGAAACUCAUGAUGACCUCUUACCAGUGGAAUUCUAUUUAUAUACACCAACUCAAAGUGUCAGCCCUACGUCCAUAGUAUCAGCUGUUGCUAAGGAAAAGCACUCAUUUAAACCGAGCCAAACUAUACCCCUCUCCGCCAUACCUGCUCUCGAAGAAGUUGCUCCACUCUCUGUCAAUGGAAUGCCUUUGAUUACUUCUUUUCGCAAAACUGUACUCUCGCCGAAACUAACUUCUCAUACAGUUGACUUUUCUUCUUCUCCAUUUGUCGACGAGAGGGUUGAGUCUCGACGAAUGAUUUCAAUUUCUAAAACGGAGACGAUUAAGAUGAUUUCUGCACCUAAAUCAAUUUUUGACGCAAGUGACAGUACUGGAAUGAAUGGUGUACCAAUUCUGCGUAGCAAAAAAAAGAAAAAAUCGACCCCAAGUCAUCGUAGUCGCACCAUCGACUCCAUCAUAGUGACAGCUGUGAUCCCGGGAACCCUUGCGGGGUUAUUCGUCAUUCUUGUCUCGGUUCUGCUGUUGUUUCUUGCUCGUCGGAUGGGUCAUUUAGUACGUGUUGCAGCCGAGAGAGACGAAAAUGCGGAAGAAGAAGUUCAGCCGUCCAUUAGCGAGGUAAGCUGGUUGUGUCUUAAAGUAUUUUCUAUUUAUUGGUUACCUAUUAAAAACUUUCACUGUUUCAGUGACAGUGGUACUUGUACGAUGUUGGUCCGGCUACUUCUGAGUUAUUUAUUAUUAUUAUUAUUUAUUUUUAUUUUUUACCAGGUAUUUAAAUUAACCUUAGCUAAGGACCCCUUAACUGAUCCAUUAUAAGCAAACUGCAUGAAGCGCAGUAUCGAAAAAGCGCAAGUAAGCAAGUCACGGUUGGUUUUGGUUUUGCGACUGAGCGUGUUUUUUGUCUCAAUACCUAAGUGAGGCAAAACAAAUCCAAUGUUGUCUUGGGUUACUUUAAGCGCUCGAUUGAAAGUUGAUCUGUUUACUUAUUCACGCCGCGGAAUUACUCAAUGCCCUUGAGGUGCGCAGGUCUGAGGUAGCCACUUACUUAGUACUCGGUUGCCACUUUUUCAGGAUCAUACCAUUCAUGGGAGUGAAGAAAAUCUCUCGGCGGAAAAUUUCUCUGUUUACGAGUUGGCAGAAAUGGGAAGUUCGUCAAGUGU